Messenger RNA from Colletotrichum lupini, 1515 nucleotides. Its product is annotated as short chain dehydrogenase. The transcript is spliced from 6 exons. Gene Ontology annotation, molecular function: oxidoreductase activity. The record is from RefSeq and is a predicted model, not a curated record. The coding region runs from base 1 to 1515 and encodes 504 amino acids. Lineage: Eukaryota; Fungi; Ascomycota; Sordariomycetes; Glomerellales; Glomerellaceae.
AUGCUUUUCGAUUGUCAUUACCACUCUACUUAUGUCAAGUAUCGCCUUGGGCCACUUGUUGAGCAGCCCAUAUUUGGUUCCUACUGGGAUACAAAAUAUUGCUACCCAUACUUGAUCAUCGAACUUAUAGUGUUUCUUGUGUUCUCGCCCUGUUUUCACACCUGCAUCCAAAGAAUCAUAUCAGCUUGUACAAUAGCCCUCGGUCUUCACCGUUGUGAUCGUUCCCUACUCUCUGCACAUUGGCUGCAACAGAUACACCAACGUGAGCGAAUAGUGAUCCAAGACGGAAGUAUACACCUCAACGACAACCGCCUACUCAAGUCAUUCAGCCUCAUUAACAACCCCCCCACUGAUAUCCGCCUGCACGGAACCUCCUCUAUCAACGUCACAUCGUCCCGAGUAUCAUCGCUCAAAGAAAAGCCGGCUGCACCCCCGCUCAUAUAUCCGGCCCCACCGGAUCCGCGAUCGCGGAAGCAGGGGGAACGUAACAAUGACCCUCACACCUCAGACACCCUAUCAAAACCCCAUCGGCUCAAGAUCGGCUCGACCACCACCCCGCAACAAGCUCGACCCCUCCAAAGGCUCAACCACCGAAGCGCACACACAACCACCACAAUCACAAUGCCCUUCCCCUCCAAAACAGCCCUCAUCACAGGCGCGACAUCCGGCAUAGGCCUCGCCCUCGCCGAGCGCCUAAUCGCAAACGGCACUUUUGUCAUCGCCGUCGGCCGCCGCGAAGACCGCCUCGACACCCUCGUCUCCGCCCACGGCGCCGAUAAAGUCGCCGCCGAGCCGUUUGAUAUCGCCGACCUCGCGGCCCUGCCGGCGUGGGUCGAGAAAGAUACCUCAACUGCCAGCCCCCUCCAUCCCACAUAUCGACGACAUGCUAAAACUAACAAACCUUCCAGAAUAACAUCAACCCACCCAACCCUAGACACAAUCAUCCUCAACGCAGGCAUCCAGCGCAGCAUAGACUUCACUUCCCCCUCCACAAUCUCCCUCCCCUCCGUCUCAGCAGAGCUAAUAACAAACUACCUCGCCCCAAUCCACCUCAUCACCCACUUCCUCCCGCACCUCCAAUCUCUCAACACCAGCAUCAGCACCGCUCGAACAACGACAUCCAUAAUCCUCGUCUCCUCGGGCCUAGCCCUCGUCCCGAUCCCCCGCUGCCCAAACUACUGCGCCACCAAAUCCGCCCUCCACUCCCUCGCCUGGUCCCUCCGCGCCCAGCUGCAGUCGAGCCCGUCCUCCGCCCACGUCCGCGUUAUCGAGGUCGUCCCGCCCGCCGUGCAGACGGAGCUGCACUCCCAGCAGCCGGAACUGGUCGCGGCGGGCCAGACCAACUUUGGUAUGCCUCUGGAAGAGUUCACCGACGAGACCUGGGCCGCGCUCGAGAAGGGGGAGGAGGAUGAAAUCAUCGUUGGGCCGGCCAAGAAUUUUGCUCACGUCGAGACGGACAAGAAAAAGAUGUUUGACAAGAUGGCGGAAUCAUUCAAGUCGGGCAACAAAGCAUAG